Messenger RNA from Sporisorium graminicola, 2151 nucleotides. RefSeq lists its product as uncharacterized. Gene Ontology annotation, cellular component: U2 snRNP; catalytic step 2 spliceosome; U2-type prespliceosome. Gene Ontology annotation, biological process: regulation of alternative mRNA splicing, via spliceosome; mRNA cis splicing, via spliceosome. Bases 1 to 2151 code for a protein of 716 amino acids. Lineage: Eukaryota; Fungi; Basidiomycota; Ustilaginomycetes; Ustilaginales; Ustilaginaceae. The transcript has a single exon. The record is from RefSeq and is a predicted model, not a curated record. Gene Ontology annotation, molecular function: RNA binding; protein binding.
AUGGCCCCCGCGCUCAACCUCCCUGCGCCCGCGCAUGGCACCGACAACACCCUCGCCUCGGCUGCAUCCACUUCCAAGUUCGCUUCGACGGGCGGUAUCAUCUAUCCACCCCCCGACCUGCGAAGGACCAUCGAUAAGGCUGCAGAGCUUAUCGCUAAAAAAGAUCCUUCCUUCGAGAACAACAUCAAAGCUGCAGAGCAGAACAACCCCAAGUUCGCCUUUCUAAAAGACGACGAUGCUUACCACGCCUAUUACGCUUCCCGCCGUGACGCCGUUCGACGCGGCGAGACACUCACACCUGUUGCGCCCGACAAUCAGUCUGCAGGCAACGCCUCAGCGCAACAAGGCUCAACCUCCUCGGCCAAGGCUGCCGCUGACUCGCCCGCACAGGCUCCCCCCGAGCCACAGCCAUUCGAAUUCUCUGCCGACCUCCCCAACAUCACGGCUCUCGACCUCGACAUUCUGAGACUCACUGCUCUGUUCACAGCACGCAAGGGCCGUUCCUUUGCGACCUCUCUUCUCUCCCGCGAGUCCAAGUCGUACCAAUUUGAGUUCCUCCGACCAUCCCACUCGCUCUUCACCUACUUCAACCAUCUCGUCGAGCAAUACCAAAACGUCAUCUCUCCCUCGCCUGCACUCCUCGACAACGUCAAGCUUGGCGCAUACGGAACCACCGAUGCGGCUCUCAUUGCACAGCAGCGUGCAAAGGCCUCGCUUGGCGCAGGCAAAGGCGGGGCAAGGCCACACGUCUUGGAACAGGCGAAAGCGCGCGCAGAGUGGGAGAAAUACUCGAGAGAGAAGCGCAAGAAGCAGGACCAGGAUCAGGAACAGCAACGUCAAGCCUUCAACGAGAUCGACUGGCAGGACUUUGUCGUCGUCGGUACUGUAGAACUCACCGAGGCUGAUCAGCACAUCGACCUGCCACCUCCACGGUCGUUGCGAGAGAUGGAGACCAUGACACUCGCGCAGAAGAAGAUGGCGAGCAUGAUCAUGGAAUCAGAAGCUGCUGGCGACGAUAUCGAGGACAUCCAAGAGCUCGCAAUGCCUGGUAGACCAUCUACGUCCACCUUGUCUCAACCAGCUACGGCAUCAGCCUCCGCAACUCCAGCUGUUCAGGAAGUUUCCGGACGAGGUGGCACGAUCAAGGUGCGCAAAGAUUACGUGCCGCGUGGUCUCGCCUCUCGCGUCAAUCCAUCUGGUGCCACUCCUGCUAUGACUAAAUGCCCCGUUUGCGGUGAUCAAGUGGCCGUCGACGAAAUGGCCGAACACGUCCGCUUCGAGCUGCUCAACCCGGCCUACCGCGAACAGCGCCAGCAGCUCGAAGCCAAGAAGGCUCAGCAAGCCGCGCUUCAGGCCGGUGCGGAUCCUACUUACUACCUUAAGCAGCUCGCCUCCAGUCGUGCUGAUGAGGACGAAGAAGCAAGACUCCGUAGGGAGGCCGAGGAGAAGAGACUUGCAAAGGAGAAAGAGAAGAUCAUUUGGGACGGACAUGCCAAGUCGAGGCAAGCAGCCCGAGAUCUCAUCGCCAAGAACGUCGGCUUGGAACAAGAGAUGACGAGACUGUCCGGGAAACCCAUAGUCACGUUGCCAGAGUACGGACCUCAGUUCCCAGGCAUAGACGGAACAUCAGCUGCUGAAGGUCAGGAUGCUCAGGAUGAAGCUGAUGACAAACCAAUCCAGUUGCCCAAGGGCCGUCUGCUACCCGCGAAGCCCUCCACGGCGUCACCCUCGCCAGCUCCGCAAGCAUUUGGAGCAGGGUUGAAGCGUCCUGCCUCGACCGAGCUUUCUCCUCCACCACCACCCCCUGCACCCCUCCCCUCUUCCUCGAACGUCAUGCUGGAGAAAAAGACCGACGGGUCGCUCCACCCCGAAAAAGUUUGGCUCGAAGCACAUACCCGCCCGACCGUUACGCUUAUCUUGCAAUUUCCGGGGCAGGACGGCGCAGAGCCCAGGCAGGAGCCGUACGAAGCAGCGCUGAAAUCAACUGUGGCCACGUUGAGAGACUACGUGCAUCAAGAUCUUCUCAACAGCGCCAUCGCUGCCAGCAAGAUCAAGAUCAAGGUGCAGGGAAAAGCGGCAACGUUGAAGCAGACGCUGGCGUAUUGGAAUUUGACCGAUGGCGAUCAGGUCACGAUCGAUCUUGUCAAGUAG